AUGAAUCUAAACUACACACCCCCAGUCCCUCAGAUACCAACCCAAAGGUCCACGUCGUUUUUCAUCGAAGAUAUUUUGUUACACAAACCCAAACCUCUGAGAGAGGUUUUUCACGCGCCUUUUUCGAACACUCUCACUUCUCGGAUGCCCCUUUUAGAAUAUGGAUACCCCCUGAUGCCAACUCCAAUACUGGCGCCCCAUCCGCAUCAUCCGCUGCAUAAACCUGAACAUCACCCCUACUUUUUUACGUCAGGAAUGCAGAUGCCAGCAUUAUUUCAACACCAUCCAGAAUUACCUGGAAAGCACUGCAGACGCAGGAAAGCCAGGACUGUUUUCUCAGACUCCCAGUUAUCCGGACUGGAAAAGAGGUUUGAGAUACAGAGGUAUCUUUCCACACCCGAGCGCGUGGAGCUGGCAACAGCGCUGAGUCUCUCGGAAACUCAAGUGAAGACAUGGUUUCAAAACCGGAGGAUGAAGCAUAAAAAACAACUAAGGAAAACACAAGACGACCAGAAAAAUCCAAACGAUAUGGACAGAUCAAUGGAGAACUCAAGUGAGAGCGAGAUGAUUGAAAAAAGUACGGAAGAUGUUAAAAGUGGAAUCAGUCCGGACAGAUACACACUGGAUGAAAAUGAAGACGACGUCGAUAUUGAGGAUGACAUCUGCUCUCCCGAACAUUUACUAUAA
Chanos chanos (milkfish) is the source of this 687-nucleotide messenger RNA. RefSeq names its product brain-specific homeobox (gene bsx). Gene Ontology annotation, molecular function: DNA binding; DNA-binding transcription factor activity, RNA polymerase II-specific. Gene Ontology annotation, biological process: regulation of DNA-templated transcription. The record is from RefSeq and is a predicted model, not a curated record. NCBI's taxonomy places the organism in Eukaryota, Metazoa, Chordata, Actinopteri, Gonorynchiformes, Chanidae. Bases 1 to 687 code for a protein of 228 amino acids. The transcript has 3 exons.